Molecule: messenger RNA, 839 nt
Organism: Moneuplotes crassus
Lineage: Eukaryota; Ciliophora; Spirotrichea; Euplotida; Euplotidae
Source: the annotation of a GenBank genome assembly
AUAUUUUUGGGAGUAUUUAUGCAAACAGCAAGAGCAGCUGAUACAACAGGUGCUGAAGUGUGGUGGAUGCUUUUCACACUAGUGUGAUUAGCAGCAGGCACAGGAUUUCUUGUUUAUUUACAAUACUAUCAAGAAAAGCCACUUGGUAAAAAUCAUCCAGCCUAUGCAGGAGAAAAAGUACCUGCAGCUGAUAAAGAGAAAAAUCGUCCUCAAAGAGGCAGAAAUGAAGAAGAUAAGGAAGCUUAUCCUGACAGAAGGAACCAGCAAUUACAAGAUAAACUAAAGAAGGAUAUUAAUAAAAAUCAGAACAUGAGGGAUAAUAGAAAUCGCCCUCCAAGUGAUAAUACUCCAAAGCCAGCAAGGAAUAUUGCUAGCCCCAAUGAUAUCAAUAUAAACAUCGAUGAAGACGAUAGUGGAACAGAUAGAAGAAAUGAAAUGAUGAAGAAGAGGAACAUAAAUCCUCCUAAUAAUAGAAACGAGCCUUCUAUUGCAAAGAAUAGCGAUGAUCCUUUUGUCCCAAGGAACCCAGCAAAGGAUCCAGCAAUUAACCCGAGGAUUGCUCAAAAUGCAAGCAAAUAAAGCAGAGGAGCAUGUCAAGAAAAAUGAUAUGCCUAAACCAGGAGCAAACAUUGGAGCCCAAGUUGCUAAGCGAGGCCCAGGAGGUUUUAUGAUAGAAUCUUCAAGCUCAGGAGAAUAUGAAGAAUCUGAAGAAGAACCCUCGAAUAUCAAUCACAUGAGGCAAGGCCAAUACUCACAGAAUAAUCCAGCACCAGCAAGAGAUCCAGGAAGAAAGACAGCUGCUAUGUUGUUAGGAAAUAGACCAAGUUAGAUUCAACAAA